UCAGAGGGGAGGAGGAGGAGGGCAACCCCUGCUUUUAUUUUUCUUUGCAGACGGCCGCAGUUGAGCACAAAAACAAAGUUGAAGCAGCCGAGCUGUGAGUCAACACCGGCGCUGAUGAGCUCGUGUGAAGCGGAGGAACUGGAGACUUUUAUCUAAAGAGAUUUGAGCUGGUGUAUUUUUCCCAUUGUUGGAAAAAGGGGAAGGGCUCUGCCAGGAGAAAAAACAGAAAACAAACAACCGUUUGGAAAUGAAGUUAUGCGUCAGUGAGUGCGCACUUUACGCACAGAGCGCACCAUGACACUGUGAAGUGUUGGAUCACCUCGUCUUUUAUUGUUGUUCACGUGUUUAGGUUUUAUUUCCUUUGUUGUGUCAGCUCUUCAGAACUCACUGUCAACAUGUGUCGCGGCUAAAAAACUUUAAAGCGCACGCAGAAGCCAGAGGAGGUGAACCUGAGACAGCAUGGGGGCCAAGCAGAGCAGCCCCGGAUUUGAUGGCAGAACUCGGGCUUAUUCCAGCUCCGAUCUCCCAUCUGGAAACACCAGCGGAGGGGUGCGCGUGGCCGGGUUUAGGUACACCAAUGGACCAGAUGGCCCCCGGAUCCGUUACACGGGUGGGCGGCCGACCAGCUCCGGGCUCAGUAUACCUGCGGGGUCACACGUACUCAAUCAGAGCCUGGAUGGCACAGGUGGUGACGAGGAGAGCGAGCUGCCCCCCGAGGGACACAGGCUGCUUAUUGGGUCCCUGCCUGCUCACCUGUCCCCUCACCUGCUGGGAGGCUUCCACUGUCCUCUUUGCUCCAAGUUCAUGGCGUCGGAUGAAAUAGAGAAGCACCUGCUCAUGUGUUUCAGCAAAACACGCCUCACCUACAACAAGGACAUCCUGUCCAGAGACUCUGGGGAAUGUGCCAUCUGUUUAGAAGAGCUGGAGCAGGGAGACACCAUCGCCAGGCUGCCCUGCCUCUGUAUCUACCACAAAGGGUGUAUAGACGAGUGGUUUGAGGUGAAUCGCUCGUGUCCGGAGCAUCCCGCCAACUAGGAGCUGCAGGAGUACAGUUCAGGCUACUGUACAUCACUGUGGUCGACCGUGUGCCCUGACCUCAUCCCAACACUGUCUGUUCCAGCCGAGCGUCAGCGCUCCUCAGGGAUUGUGAGACAUUAAUGUGCACAGGAUUUUUCAUAGUGCCUCAUGGGACAGUGAUGCAUUUCAGACAUGUUUAUCUCGACGUCGUGGGACGUUCAAAGAACCACUGGUGGAGUCACUGUGUCUCCAGAAAAAUAUGUGAAUGUCCUUUUUUGCCACCUGCUGGCCUGAAGUGGGUUCAUGCAACCUGUGAACUGUUGUGCUGAACAGGGUGUGGUUUUAUAGCCGUGGACUUGUAUAACCAAGACGGUGGAGAGUUACGUCUCUUCUCAGCAGAGGUUUAGACGCAGAGACUGUUGAGACUUGAUCAGAAAGCUGACGGCUGAUGUUGUGCAAUGUGAAAAACAGCCAUUCAGAAUUUAGAAAUGCCUUUUUCAGCUUUAAGGGAUGAUUUCAGUGUUGAUGGCAGGUAGGAAAUAGAUCCAAAUUUUAUUGUGAAAUUUGUUAAACAAUCGUGUCAUAGACCAAAUAGUCUAACAUGAAAUGGUCGGACUUUGUUAAUCACUUGUCCAUUCAGAACCACAGUAAUGUGAUUGUGUAGUUUUGUGGUGGAGUUAAAGAUAAGACAUAUCUAAUAAUGAUUCAUACUCUAUGGAGUGCCAUAAUAUGCUGCUAUGUCAUAGACUGGAAUGUUGUCCUAUAACCUUUGAACCUUUGUCUGUUGUUCUUUCUACUUGUACUGUAAUAAGUUGCACAACAAUAAAUGUUUUGUCUUUGAGCUGAAGAA
Messenger RNA from Epinephelus fuscoguttatus (brown-marbled grouper), 1867 nucleotides. RefSeq names its product E3 ubiquitin-protein ligase ZNRF2-like. Lineage: Eukaryota; Metazoa; Chordata; Actinopteri; Perciformes; Serranidae. The transcript has 4 exons. The coding region runs from base 460 to 1035 and encodes 191 amino acids. The record is from RefSeq and is a predicted model, not a curated record.